Messenger RNA from Prorocentrum cordatum, 3003 nucleotides. The record is from the annotation of a GenBank genome assembly. Lineage: Eukaryota; Dinophyceae; Prorocentrales; Prorocentraceae.
GAGCUGGUGAUUAGGCAGGAGCCUGUCACCCGGACGAUGGCGGAUAACGGCGGCUUCAACACGAAGCGGUUCAGCGGCGACGGGAACGACGGCGCGGCGGCCUACAAAGUAUGGAAGAGGUGGGCCAAGGCGGCGGUAGUGGUGCAGACGGCGAGGAACACGCCGGCCGAGGCGCUGGGCCCGUGGUUGUACACGUUGCUCGACGGCCAGGCGGCGCUGGCGGUGGAGAACGUGGACCUGUCGGAGAUCAACGUCGAGUCGGGUGAGGAGGUGGUGUUCGCUCGCCUCGACGAGCGGUUCCCCGACAAGGUUGCGGCGGAUCGCUUGGGUGAGGCCAUGGAGGACGGCUUCAGCUUGCGGAUCCAGAAGCAGGAGACCACGGAGGCCUACACCUGGCGUGCGCAGCUGGUGUUCGCGCGGUUGCCCACGGAGGGCGUGGACCUCCCGUCGGUCGCGAGGGGCUACCUGAUCCUGCGCGGCGCGAGGUUGGGCAACUUCGGCCGGGCGACGGUGAUGUCGGCGACCCACCUGAGCUGGAACGUGGACGAGGUGUGCACGGCGAUCAGGACGGCCUUCCCGGGGAUCCCCCCGGAGAGGCUCACGCAGGCGGCGUGCGCGGUGGAGGAGGAGUUCGUGGACAGCGAGGCCCCCCCGCCGCCCGAGCCCUACCAGGAGGAGGGCGCCGAGGACGAUGUCACCCAGGAGAUUGACGCGAUCGUCCAGGCUGCGGAGCCCAUCGAGGAGUCAGAUGCGGUGGAGAUCCUGGCGACUUGGAAGCAGACACGAGUGGCCAUGAACAAGGAAAGGUUGGAUCGCGGGCUGAGGCCCGGGUGGAAGGCGCGGCCCCCAGGCCCCAGCGGGCCUACGCGGCAUGACCUCGACAAGCUCGGCCGGCGGGUGAAGUUCUUUCGGUGCAAGAAUAUCGGUCACUUCAGCCGGGACUGCAAGGAGGCUCUUCCUGCUCACGGCGCCGGCAUGGUGAUCGCAGAGCCGAUGGAGCCAGAAGCUGCUGGCGAAGUGCGAGUGGAGAUGGUGCAGCCCUGCCUCGAGGACAACCUGGACGACGAGAUCAACAGCAUCCUGAAGGUCCACGAGGACAACGUGCUGGCGAAGCUCAUCCAGGAGGAGCGGUGGAAGAGGCUGGAGCAUGGGAUGAAGGAGAAGCAGGAGGACGACGACGCGACGCCCGAGGUAAAGGCCACCGAGGAGGGUACGGUCCUAGGGGUGGCGCAUUCUGACGGGUGCUCGGUCCCAGACACGGGGUGUUGCAAGACCCUGAUCGGUGAGGAGACGCUGAUGAAGCACGAGGCGGCAACCGGCAAGAAGGCCAAGUGGCUCAAGGACGUCAGGCCGAUGCGGUUCCGAGGGCUCGACAACGGCGUGCAGGAGUCCAUAGGUGCGGUGGAGCUGGACUGGGCGAUCAAGAACUACAUCGUGACGUUCGCGGUGUACGUGGUGCCCGGUCACUGCGAGAUCGACUUCCUGAAUCGGGAGAAGAGGACCCGGAGGCAGAUGCAUGAGUCGGCGGUGCGCGUGCAGAAAGUGGCCGAGAGCGAGGGCGCUCCGACUUUUCAGUGGGGCGGGGUCGGUCGGGGUUCCUGGGGUCAGAGCCUCGACAAGGCGCGCGGCUGGGACGUGGACAAGGACAGCGACUACGAGGCCAUGUGGCGGCGCAUCAUCGAGGACGAGCCGCACUUCGUGCACGUGCGCCCUCCGUGCCAGAAACUGACGAUCACGCAGCAGUGUGCGCUUUUGGAGCGCCGGAGAAACCUGGCGCAGCACGUCGUGGAAGUGAAAUGGUCGGUGAGCUUCGUGCGCGCGGUCGUGGAGGUGGCGAUCCACCAGAUGGAGCGGGGCAGGCAUUUUGUUUAUGAGACCCCCCUGAGGUGUGCUAGCCUCCAGGUGCCCGUGAUGCGGCAGCUGCUGCAGACGAAGGGCGUGUGCGUGGGAAUUGCGAGCGGCUGUGAGUUCGGUCUGAGAUGCCCAGACGCCCUCAAGCUGAUCAGGGGACACGAGCAUCAGCACACUGAGGGCAUGCUGAAGUGUGGUGUCAAGCGCACGGUGUUCAGCCAGAGGUAUCCCCGGAGGCUGGUGGAGGCCAUCGUGCGAGGCAUGCCGCGGCAGUGCCAGGUGGUGGCGUCCGACCCAGAGGCCGGGUGCGCAGCAGUGCAGGAGGAAGGAGAGCACGAGGUGAUUGAGGAGGGCGCGGACGAGACGCGGGAUGUCUUGCGUCGGCCUCGCAGUUCAAUCGAGAACAGCCUCCGGAAGCUGCGCGUCCAACUGGGGCACUGCAAAAACAACGUGCUGGUGCGACACCUUCGACGCGCGCAUGCCGCGGAGCAGGCGAUCAAGGCGGCCCAGGAGUUUUACUGCCCGGAGUGUGAGGGUAUGAAGUGCCCGAAGGUCGCUCGGCGCAGUGCGCCGGCAGAGGCCCAUCUGCCCCUGAAGUACGUGAGUAUGGAUUGCAAGGACCUGCCGAGCUGGAUCCCGGGCGAGCGGAUCACGUGCCUGGGCAUCAUAGAUGAGACAAGCUCGCUGCGCCAGGUGGAGCCGAGGAUUGGUGCGAAGGAGCAGAACGGCAAGAUCGAGCAUCACAACCAGGUGUUCGAGAUCAUCCUCGAGGACGUCACCAGGGAGGCGCAGCCGCAGACAGAGACGGAGUGGCGCGAGUGUGUGACGGAGCUGGUGCUGGCUAAGAACAGUCUCUUGUCGGUGACCGGGGCGUCACCGAUGCAGGUGGUCUUCGGUCGCAACCCGGAGGUGCCGGGCGAUUUGCUGAUGGAUAGCCCCGACCUGAUCACCAACAGCGCGAUCGUGAAUGACCCGGUCGCGGCGCAGCAGGCACGGAUCAGGGCGAUCGCCCGCGUGAAGGUGCUCAUGCAGCAGGACAUGCUGGCGGCCCGGCGGGCGCUAGACUCUCGACCUAGAGUCGUGGCCAGGUACCGGCCUGGCGACGUGGUGGCGGCGUGGCGCAUGAUGAAGAACAAGGGCAUUCCCAACUAG